AUGGCACCCGGCUCACCUAGAUUUCUCGAUCGCCUCUCGCCGACACGACAGAAAUCUCCCAUUUUACCGUUAUACACGUCCCACGCGAGACGCUCUAACGACUACGAUCUUGACGACCUGUCCCCGAGACUCGAUGAAGCGCUGUUGCCAGAGUUGCCGCGAUCGCCCAUCACCAUGUCCAGAAGGCGCUCUCCGUCCCCCGCAGAUCCGUGGGACGACCAUACCCCGAGUCCAGCCGGCUCAGUCUCCAAGAUGAAGCCCAAGGCUAUGUUUGCCGGGCCACCCCCUCCCAUAGCUACCUCUGUGCUGCUACAGCCGCCUGCCUCACAGACUAGUCGUACUUCUCGGGAUGGAACGGUGGAUACGGAGAAAAGGACCAAGGGAAUAACGGCUAGCCAGGUGAUGUUUGGAAGCAUUUUUUUCGACCACGACUCCCGCGACCAAAGCAUAUCUCGUGUAGACUCGGUUUGGCGUAAUUUGCAGCACCGAGAGCGGUCCCUUCAGAAGGAGGUACAGCGCUUGCUUGAUAUGCAAGCCACUGGACUAGUCUCUGGCAGUGAAUCUCUCGAACCCAACGCAGGAGGCCCCGAAACAUGGAGCGACUCUGGGAGCAGCACCCCAACAGGCACGUUUUACUCUACCGCUACCUCCAAAUCACGUAUGAUGGCGUCCCUGGAUCCUCCGGUGCGCGCCACUCCCCGAGGCGACAUCAUACCAGUCCGGCAGCCCAAGUCCUCGGGUCCACAAGGCCUUCGGGCCGCACGCAACGGGCUCCGACGGGUGUUGGCGGCUCUGACCGAACUCAAAGCCGAGGAGAACGAUUACAUCGAGUCGUCGCUCUCCCAGCGGAAAAAGGCCCUUGAGUACCUGGGCAACUUGGAUGCGCGCAGGACCAGCAUCUCAGCCGAACUGCACAGUUUGGCAGACGACGAAGAGGAGCCCCUGGCAAAGGAGCUCCGAGGCCUUGGGGAGCAGCAUGGAUCCCUCGGACAGGAGAUUCGCCAACUGGAGGAAAAGCUCAUUGGUAUGCGAAACCGACAAAGAUGGCUGGAGCGCAAGAUGGAAGAUGUUCGUAACCGCCGAGAGGCUGGCCUCAGCGGCUACAGGGGUGCCCUAAAAGAGGUAGAGGGAGAGGUCGCGUCCCUCCUGCGCCGGCCUCCUAUCGAGCCUCUGGAUUUGGAAGUUGUCGAAGCCACAACACGCAACGAGCCUGGAAAUGCCAUCAACCCCCAGGACCCGCCCGGAGGAGCCGAUUUCUUCCGUAUGAUACCGGCGCGGCGUACUUUGAGCAUGGCAAAGGAUUGGUGGGAAAGCGAAACAGACUUAUUACUGAAGCGCAAGAUGCAGGUUGCUAAAGAUCGCGAUGCGCUCGAGCAAGGCACGGAGCUGUGGCAGGAAACGAUAAAGCUAGUCACCAGCUUCGAGGCGGACUUACGCCAGUCGUUGAGUGACGGCAGCAGUGCCACGGUCAAGGGUAAGCAGCCUCAGCGAGCAGGCCUCGAAGGCGUGGAGGCACUACUGCCGAGAAUGGGAAAGGUCAUCUUGGAGCUGGAGGAACACGUGAGGACCGCCGAGCGCAACAGCUGGAACCUCUUGAUCUGUGCCAUUGGCGCCGAGCUUGAAGCUUUUCGAGAAGCCGAGGGCCUGCUUCGAGCUAGUCUACCACAGUCCCAGGCGGCUCCUCGAGUUGCAGAUGUUCAGGAACCCUGGCCCAACGAUGACGGUUUACCACAUCAGUCGACGCAAGCGGACCCCGGCGAGGCAUGUACAGCACGGAGUCACCACGAAGAGAGUGACAACGAGGUCCCGCCCGACUUGCUGGUAUCACGGUUGGAGGAGCAUGAUGAUGGACAUUCCCUUAUCGGAUCCCUGCAAACGUCAUCAUCGCGACGGGGCAGCGAGAACGAGGUGCCGCCAGAGUUCCUGGCGGAGCACGACAAUGAGCAUGAUGGGAACAUGAAUUGA
This is a messenger RNA of Colletotrichum graminicola M1.001, 1965 nucleotides long. RefSeq lists its product as uncharacterized. The transcript has a single exon. The record is from RefSeq and is a predicted model, not a curated record. Bases 1 to 1965 code for a protein of 654 amino acids. Lineage: Eukaryota; Fungi; Ascomycota; Sordariomycetes; Glomerellales; Glomerellaceae.